GACCGGAGUUGGGGUGGGGAGAGGGACAAGUUAAACGAGUGAGGUGGCAUUCAUCCGGUUCCUGCUUCUAGCAACACAGCAAAUGAUAGAUUGUACAACAAGCUUUUGCUCUAUCACUAUAGCCUAGCCAACUAUUGUGCAGAAUGAGAUAUGCUUGCAUCAUAGCCUAUAGACUACCCUGCGUUUAUUCAGACUUCAAUAAGCGGCAAGUAGCCUAAAGCCCAGGGCUGAGAGGAAACAGGCUAUCGAGAGGCAGGACUACGCUGGAAUAAACCCUGCAGUCUCACCCAUGCUUCCUCCCGAAUAGCCUUCUUCUCCAGCUGUUUUACACUGUCCCCACUACUGUUUUGACGUUAUUUAUUUUUUCUGCAAAGGAAAGAACCGAACCAUGGAACUUCUUUGCUUCGAGGACAAAGUCGUGCUUGCCCAAAUUGACCCCAACAUUCUCUAUGACGACAGAGUAUUGCAAAGUCUGCUAACCAUAGAAGACAGGUUUCUACCGCAAUGUUCGUAUUUUAAAUGUGUCCAGCAGGACAUUCAGCCACAUAUGAGGCGAAUGGUUGCAGGAUGGAUGCACGAGGUUUGUGAGCGUUUUUAGCCUACAUGUGCAUUGGUCAGGUUUGUGAAGAGGAGAAGAGUGAGGAAGACGUUUUCCCCUUGGCUAUUAAUUAUUUGGACAGAUUUUUAGCGGUGGCGCCCACUAGAAAGUGUUAUUUGCAACUUCUAGGAGCUGUAUGCAUGUUCCUUGCAACAAAGUUAAAGGAGAGUCGUCCAUUAACUGCAGAAAAGCUGUGCAUGUACACAGACAACUCCAUCACACCAAGGGAGCUGCUGGAGUGGGAGUUGGUGGUACUAGGGAAGUUGAAGUGGAACAUGGCGGCAGUCAUCCCAAACGACUUUGUGGAUCACAUCCUGCACAGACUGCCCCUGCCGAAAGAUAAGCUAUCUGUGGUCCGCAAGCACACACAGACAUUCAUCGCCCUGUGUGCCACAGAUUUCAGCUUCGCUAUGAACCCCCCCUCAAUGAUCGCUACGGGCAGCGUGGGGGCGGCCGUCUGCGGCCUGCAGCUGGACCAAUCAGACCAGGCCCUGAGUCGAGACCGUCUGACUGACCUGCUGGCCAAGAUCACCAACACAGAGGUGGACUGUCUGAAGGCGUGUCAGGAGCAGAUAGAGAGGGUGUUGGCCAGUAGCCUGCAGCAGGAGCAACAGCAGCAGAGGCAGAUGGCCCAAGGCAGACCGGGCAGCAAGGCCAUGGAGCAGCAAGACCAAUCCAGAACCCCAACAGACGUAUCCAGCACCCCAACAGACGUACGCGACGUCAACCUAUGAGCUCCCCCCCCCCACCACCACCAUCUACAAGAGUGACGCCCACCAGCGAGCUCCCAACAAUUACGUCGCUCUGUCAAUCUAUGGGAUCUAACAACAUUCGCAAUGUCAAGCAAUGAGCUGCCAGCACAUACGCCAAGUCAACCAAUGAACUCCCACCACUAAAUGCCACACCAACCUACGAGUUCCCACCCUUGUUUGUUAAGUCAACCUGUGAGGUCCCACAAAGUUUGGGUUGGCAAUCUGAGCUGUCAACAGCAUUAUGCUGGAAUUAUCAACUGAUAAGAACUUUUACAAACAAUAUAGAGAAUAGGUAAAAAAAAUAAAAAUGGGUGGCUCCCAUCUAUAUUUAGCUGGUCACAUAUUGACAUAUGUGCCAUAUUGAAUUAAACAAGCUUUUUUAGACCCAAUGUAUUUGAAAACUUGAUAGUGCCUUAGGUUUGCAGAAAGGAAACUUGAAUAGAUUUGCAUCAUUGAAUUAUUAAAUAUAGAAAUAUUAGUUUUUUUACUUGAUAAAAAUACAAAAUAUAGUUUUUCACUCUAAAAAAGCUAGCAAAAACAUUCAUAUUAUUGUAUUUUAAUUAUUGUUAUUCUAGAUAUUGUUAUCAUUAUUUCAAUAUAAUUUAGUUUUAUGAUUAUUAUAAUAAUUGUUAAUCAUUAGUAAGCAUUUAUCAAUUUCACAGUGGCUGGGUGUUUCCCUCAAUUUCAAAUACAGGAAGCCCCUGUAGUACUGUGCGCAUUACAUUAAGUACUGGUUUGGUCCUGCACAGUGUUCAUACACCUUUAUUUAGGAGAAGCUAAUGUACAGGAUGAAGAGAGCGGUAUCUCCUGCCUGCUUAGCUCUGCAUCUGUAGCACUGCUUCCUAUUUAUGCUCUUAUAUGCUGGCCAGGAGAGGGCUGGGCCCACUCACACAUAACACAAAGAGAGCGAGAGGGUGUAGAGAGACACAGGUAAGGUGUCCUGAGGGUGUGUAUAUACUGCCCCCUAAGGGUGAGAGCAAGGACAGAACAACUCAGCUGUUAAGGUCUUGAUUUCAUUGCCAAGUUAAUACCAAGCCAAUAUUUACUUUCUAAUUGAACAAAGCUAUUUUUGUUGUUAUAUGUUAUUGGGUUGUGUGCUCUGAGAAACUCCUGCAUGUUAUUAGAAAAUUGAUUGAGGAUCAUAUAUACCUUUUAUACCAGGGAGCACUGUUUUAAGUCUGUCAGUAACCUUGGCGUGAAAGCAUGUUUUCGUUCUGGGUCAGACAAAGCCAAUACUAGGGAAAGGGAGACAGCAUGUUGGAGGGAUGGUCUUAGUCUGGAGAUGAGAAUGAAACUACAGUUUGUUAGUGUCAGAUGGCUUGUUAAAAAAGUUUUGUAGAGUUGGAGUGUGGAACAUUUAGAGCAGUGAAAGUUUGGCAAAAGUGGAGUAGCCUAUUGGAGAGUGAGAGGAGAUGGCAAAAAGGGGAGGUUUUGAGAAUGGAACUAGAGACGGCACGAUUGGUGCCAUGAAAUGAAGGACUGCAAACAGUUCAAAUGAGGGGGAAAUGGAUGAAGACAUUGGUAGGAAGCUCUUGUGGCACACCAGAACAAGCCUGUUCUUGAUUGGAAGGGCUGCAGGCGGUUGUCAUUCUGAUAGGUCAAGAGUUGAUCACGAGGGAGACGUUUGGUGUGCUGGAACAUUUCCUGUAAGGGCCUGUUGUUAAAUCCAACUAGAUAUUUAAGUCAUGGUCAAAGACUUGGAUCAACCUAAAUGCACUUUUAAAAACAUGUUCCUUAAAAGCUUAAGGGGAUGGUGAUCAAAUGGGGUAGGUGGGUUUUCUAAUGUUUUUAUUUUUUUAUAAUUUUAUUUUUUAAUUUUAAGUUAUUUGAUAUUCUCUGGGCUGGAUCCCCACUUCGGGUGAUGCACAAGGACUAGAAGGAAUUUCCUGACCAAUGAGUAGGAGAAGGGUUUACCAACAUGGAACCAAAUCAAUUGCAAUCCAAACCUAGGAAAGCAUUAAAAAUCACAUCUAGACUUGAUUAUUUGAAUACAUCCAUUUAACUUGAAUUUUAUUUUUGCCUGCUUCAUAUCCAAAUCAAUAUGAUGGUCCUAAGAAAGGAUUACACAAUGUUUUUUUUCUGGUUCAUAGUUUUUUCUUGUAUUUUGUUUUGCUCCACAGUUCAGCUUGUUUUUCAGAGAGAAAAGAAAUAACAUAUGGACUUUAAACCUAUAGGCAGAAAACUGCUAUUUACUUUUGGCAACCACGUUCACCAAUGCAGAAAGUAUUUAAAACCUAUUUUCUUUUUCUCAUGAAACGCAAUUUGCUAUAAACUGAGAAAAUAUAUGGGUAAGCAUUUAAAGUUUUGUUUGUGUUAAUUACUUAAAGUAAUUGAGUGAUUUAAGUGAUGAAAGACUAAAUGGAUCUGUUUUAUCUUAGAUAUAUUUUUCUUGCUGCUAUUAAGCCUGUUGUUUUUCAAUCUUAGAAUUGUGAUAUUCACUUGUGCUGCUAAAUUAUGAAUUUUAAAGAAUCCUAUUUCCUUGCUUUUUCCUUGCUGUAUGUAAACUGGUGAGCGGUAAAGUGGGACACGUCUUCGACUGGAAGUACCUUCUGCAGUUUUCUAAAAUAGCAUGUUUUACUCUUUCCAUUUAUCUGGUGUUCUGUCGUUUCCUUGCUGCAUUCUACCAUUGAAAUGUUGUUGUACCUCAGGUUCAUUGGACAAUACCUCACAACUCAGCAGUUUUUCAGGGAGUUAGUAGAAUCAAAUCUGACUCUGAUGCGUUUUGAUAGGUUCUAGAUUUUUUUUCCUGGAUGAGAGGCAGGAGAUUCACGUGGCACCUCCUCUCUUCAGACAACAAGUUCCUUGUCAUCCGUCAGAUUACACUGAUCUGUCGUUGGCCAAGUAAAGGACCAAAUACCAGGUAUUUCAUAUACCUAGUGCUAAAUAAGAGAUGGCUAUAUAAAAUGUAUUUGGAAAACAAACAAAAAAUAUAUUUUCUUAUUUUUCCUAUUUACGAGUUACAACCUAAUUGGCACAUUUAGGGUCAGUGUAUUGGAUUAAGUGGAAUGCAUUUUGUGAGGUACCCAUUUAGUGAGUUUUUUUUAUAUGAUCAAAAAAUGUUUGUGUGGAAAACUGUGGAAUUCCAGUUUGUUUUGACCCCCACCACUGCCAACCACAUGUACCUCAGAAGUGUCUGAUCCACAACUUCUGUUCAAUAAAUUUGACCCACAAAAAAGAG
Oncorhynchus mykiss (rainbow trout) is the source of this 4528-nucleotide messenger RNA. RefSeq names its product G1/S-specific cyclin-D2. The record is from RefSeq and is a predicted model, not a curated record. NCBI's taxonomy places the organism in Eukaryota, Metazoa, Chordata, Actinopteri, Salmoniformes, Salmonidae.